Condylura cristata (star-nosed mole) is the source of this 3253-nucleotide messenger RNA. It is a transcript of the gene GATAD2A, whose product is annotated as GATA zinc finger domain containing 2A. Gene Ontology annotation, biological process: negative regulation of transcription by RNA polymerase II. The record is from RefSeq and is a predicted model, not a curated record. Gene Ontology annotation, molecular function: sequence-specific DNA binding. The coding region runs from base 218 to 2134 and encodes 638 amino acids. NCBI's taxonomy places the organism in Eukaryota, Metazoa, Chordata, Mammalia, Eulipotyphla, Talpidae. The transcript has 14 exons. Gene Ontology annotation, cellular component: NuRD complex.
UCCGCCACUCCGCGCGCUGCCCUAGGGUCCAGCCGACCGCGGCCGGGUCUCUUUAGGAAGUGCCUGGGAAUCCUCAGGAAAGAGCUUCUCAGUGUGCUCCCUCAGCCCCCUCAAUCUUCAGAGAUGUAACCCUGUUUCACAGGUUGGUCAGCACGUUGCUGCAAGUUGCCCUUUUGACGUAGCUGCAGCCAUGGCCAGUUGGUAGGACCAACAUCCCAUGCCCAGAAGUCAGUUCAGAAUGACUGAAGAAGCAUGCCGAACACGAAGUCAGAAACGAGUGCUUGACCGGGAUCCAGCAGAAGAUGAUGUGGAGAGCAAGAAGAUAAAGAUGGAGAGAGGAUUGUUGGCUUCAGAUUUAAAUGCUGAUGGAGAUAUAAGAGUGACACCCGAGCCUGGUACAGGCCCAUCCCAAGGACUGCUAAGGGGGCCAGAGGCUGUGGCUGCGGGUAGAGGUGAAGGGCAGACAGGUGACGGGCCUGUGGACAUGCGCACCUCCCACAGUGACAUGAAGUCGGAGAGGAGAGCCCCCUCACCUGAUGUGAUUGUCCUCUCUGACAAUGAGCAGCCUACCAGCCCACGGGUGAAUGGACUGACAAAGGAGGUCUCGAAGGAGACCAACACUGAGGCCCUUCUGAAAAGCAGUCCUGAGGAACGAGAAAGGAUGAUUAAGCAGCUGAAAGAAGAGUUAAGAUUAGAAGAAGCAAAACUUGUCUUAUUGAAGAAGUUGCGUCAGAGUCAGAUACAGAAGGAGACUACCACCCAGAAGCCCGCAGGCUCCACCGGGAGCUCUGUGACCACCCCUCCCCCACUUGUGCGGGGCACGCAGAACAUUCCUUCCAGCAAGCCAUCACUUCAGACUUCCUCAACUCGAAUGCCUGGCAGUGUCAUCCCACCACCUUUGGUCCGUGGUGGCCAGCAGGUGUCCUCGAAGCUGGGGCCACAGGCAAGCUCGCAGGUCGUCAUGCCACCACUCGUCAGGGGGGCCCAGCAAAUCCACAACAUCAGACAGCAUUCCAGCACGGGGCCACCACCACUCCUCCUUGCCCCUCGGGCAUCUGUACCCAGUGUGCAAAUUCAGGGACAGAGGAUCAUUCAGCAGGGUCUCAUCCGUGUCGCCAAUGUUCCCAGCACCAGCCUGCUUGUCAACAUCCCCCAGCCUUCUGCAGCAUCACUGAAAGGCACGACAGCCACCUCUGCUCAAGCCAACUCCACCCCCACCAGUGUGGCCUCUGUGGUCACUUCUGUUGAUUCUCCAGCUAGUCGGCAGGCGGCUGCCAAGCUGGCACUGCGUAAGCAGCUGGAGAAGACACUGCUUGAAAUUCCACCACCUAAGCCCCCUGCCCCUGAGAUGAACUUCCUGCCUAGUGCUGCAAACAAUGAGUUCAUCUACCUAGUGGGGCUGGAGGAAGUGGUGCAGAAUCUGCUGGAAACACAAGCAGGCAGGGUGUCAGCUGCAGUCGUGUUGUCCCGGGAUCCCUACAUGUGUGCACAGUGCAAGACAGACUUCACAUGCCGCUGGCGGGAGGAAAAGGGGGGCGCCAUCAUGUGUGAAAACUGCAUGGCAUCCAACCAGAAGAAGGCACUCAAGGUGGAGCACACCAGCCGGCUGAAGGCUGCCUUUGUGAAGGCGCUACAGCAGGAACAAGAGAUUGAGCAGCGCCUCCUGCAACAGGGUGCUGCCCCUAUGCAGGCCAAGGCGGAGUCAACUGCCCCACAUCCCACAUUGAAGCAGGUCAUAAAACCCCGGCGUAAGUUGGCGUUCCGCUCAGGAGAGGCCCGCGACUGGAGUAACGGGGCUGUACUACAGGCCUCCAGCCAGCUGUCCCGAGGCUCGGCCACGACUCCCCGAGGUGUCCUGCACACGUUCAGCCAGUCACCCAAACUGCAGAAUUCAGCCUCGGCCACAGCCCUUGUCAGCAGGUCAGGUAGACAUCCAGAGAGGGCCGUGAGCUCUGGCAAGGGCAAUGCCACCUCCAACUGGAAGAAGGCACCCCUGAGCACAGGAGGGGCCCUUGCAUUUGUCAGCCCGACCUUGGCAGUGCACAAGACCUCCUCAGCUGUGGACCGCCAGCGGGAGUACCUCCUAGACAUGAUCCCACCACGCUCCAUCCCCCAGUCGGCUACAUGGAAAUAGAUCAAGCCAGCCCAGUGGAGCAUAGUCUCCCUUCGUCCUCCUGCCUGGCCCUGUCACCCUCUGCCCGGGAAGACUGCUCCUGAGAGAGCAAGUGAGCGCACUGCCUCUGUUCCUGGCUGCAGUCGCCUUGCGGUUGGAGGCCACUUCACAGGUGGAUGAGGCUCAUCACUGGGGGAUCUUUCCCGUGGGCUUUCUUCCUUUCUUUGCCUUUAGUUUGCCCAACACCAGCAGAAAAGUGGGCCUGGGGGCUGGUUCUGCUCCUGGCCCUCCCCUUCGCCCCUGGCAAGGCACCGGGUGUUCAGUCUGGACACUGUGACAUGCUUGGGCGAGGCCAGCGCCCAGGGCUUCUGAAGUUGAGCGGAGCUUUCUAUUUGUUUUCGCUUAUCCCCGUCUUAAGCCUCCCAAUCUCUGACUGCCUUCCUUCAUGGCAAUCUCUAGGCUGAAAGAUUUUUUUCAAAUCACCUCAUGAUGAUGGAGUUUAAAGUAAACCAUUCAGACCCAGGGGUCCCUGCCGAGCAUGGCCCCCACACCCCAGAGGGUGGGCCACACACAGCGCCCCAGCCUCCAUUGGAUGGUCACCUAGCCCUCGCUGUUGCUGCUUGUCCUGGAGGGCCCUGCCACACUUAGCAGAACAGCCAGAGAACCCAAGAUUCUGGAAGCUGCACCACCUUCGGAGGAGAGAGGCAUGAAUCGUCAGUGGAGUCCACAGGCCUGAGCAGAAAGUUGGAGGAGGGAGGGCUGUUGUGUUUUUGUUGUUCUUGUGGUUUAUUUUAUUAAAUUUUUUUCCUUUUCUUUUCCUACUUAUUUUAACGGAUGACAUCCUAAGCCUCCCUGGCCUGUGCUCAUAUCAGGUGUGUCCAAGUGGGGCAGCAUUCCUGUCCCCCCAGACUUCAGGGUUUUUGUUUGGGUCUAGUGUAGAACCUUCCCAUAAAGCUGGGCAAGGGUUCACCUUCAGACUUUUUUUUUAACCCUCUUUAGAGUGUGCAGAAAUGUUUUACAAAGGAUCAGGUUUGCCCUUAGUUGUGCUUUAUUUUGGUCUCUCCCUCUCCUUAACAAUCGGUUCCGUGAGGAAAGUCAGAAACUGUGUGUGUGUGUGUGUGUGUGUGUGUGUGUGUGUGU